GACAAAUGUGUAAACUCUGAUUGGAAGAGCAAGACCGACAAAAGCCCCCACGGUAGCCAAUCAACGCACACACCAAACAAAUACACUCGAAUCAGAUUGGACCGUUGUCACUCUUGGGCUGCUGGCAAUGCUAAAAUAGUCGCAUUCUACGAAAGACCUUUGAAAUUGGAUCACAUAUCGGUACAUCACCACUAGCUUCCUUAAUUAACUCAAAGGUGAGUCAUGUCGUCGGUUUUCUCCAGCACGGACUCUGUGGGCGCCGAGCCCUCCGUCUGCCCCAAUGCAGCCAAGCUCAGCAACGCACAUGCCAACGAAGUGGCUGCCAUUUUGAAAGGGGGGUCCAAGGUCAAUGGAGAAGCCAUGUUGAACGGCCACAAGCUCUCCAUGAAUGGAUUGGCUCAAGUGAACGAGGACAGUGCUGGCCAUAAGGCCCAGAAUGGGUCGGUCCAUGUGAACGGGCACGAGGGGGAGAACGAUCUAGAGAAGGCAGCCGCAGGCGUGGAGGAGAGGCAGUGGAUCCGUCCUGACUUGCCCAGCAAAUGCACUUGGAAACUGGGCGGGUCUUCCGUAGAGUCCCCUCACUGCCACUCUGAACUGACUGAAGCUCCCAGCAUUCUACCCAACAUCCUCGGGAAGAUCGGAGACACACCUCUGGUCCGCAUGAACAAGAUCCCCAAAGCCUUUGGCCUUAAGUGUGAACUCUUGGCCAAGUGUGAGUUCUUUAACGCAGGGGGCAGUGUGAAGGACCGUAUCAGUCUAAGGAUGGUGGAGGAUGCAGAGAGAAAUGGGAUCCUCAAACCAGGAGACACCAUCAUCGAGCCCACCUCUGGCAACACAGGUAUUGGUCUGGCCCUGGCCUCUGCAGUUAAAGGCUAUCGCUGCAUCAUCGUCAUGCCUGAGAAGAUGAGCAUGGAGAAGGUGGAUGUGCUUAGAGCCUUGGGGGCAGAGAUCGUGCGUACCCCAACCGCCGCCCGCUUUGAUUCGCCGGAAUCCCACGUGGGCGUGGCCUGGCGUCUGAAGAAUGAGAUUCCCAACUCUCAUAUCCUGGACCAGUACCGUAACCCUAGCAACCCCCUGGCCCACUACGACACCACUGCCGAGGAGAUCCUGGAGCAGUGUGAUGGUAAGGUGGACAUGUUGGUGGCAGGAGCUGGCACUGGUGGCACCAUCACUGGCAUCGCCCGCAAGCUGAAGGAGAGAUGCCCCAACAUCAAGAUCGUGGGUGUGGACCCUGAGGGUUCUAUACUGGCUGAGCCAGAGGAGCUGAACAAAACAGAUAAGACCCAGUACGAGGUGGAGGGCAUCGGAUAUGACUUCAUCCCUACUGUACUAGACAGAUCUGUAGUUGACAGGUGGUAUAAGUCCAAUGACGAUGAGUCUUUUGCCAUGUCACGCAUGCUGAUCAGGGAGGAGGGGCUUCUCUGCGGAGGUAGUUCAGGUACGGCCAUGGCUGCAGCAGUUAGAAUGGCCACAGAGCUGAAGGAGGGCCAGCGCUGUGUCGUCAUCCUGCCUGACUCCAUCCGCAACUACAUGUCUAAGUUCCUGAGUGAUAACUGGAUGUGUGAUAAGGGCUUCCUAACCCCAGAAGACCUGAUGGUGUCCAAACCCUGGUGGUGGAACCUGAGUCUGCAGGGUCUGAACCUAUUUUCCCCCCUCACUGUGCUGCCUUCAGUCAACAUCAAGAAGACCAUCAAGAUCCUCAAGGAGAACGCCUUCGACCAGGCACCCGUCGUUGACGAGUCCGGCGGGAUCCUAGGGAUGGUUACCCUGGGCAAUAUGUUGUCUUCAGUACUGGCUGGGAAGGUCAAGGCCUCUGACCCUGUCGCCAAGGUGCUUUACAAACAAUUCAAACAGGUGCGACUAACAGAUAACCUGGGUAAGCUGUCCCGUAUCCUGGAGACAGAUCACUUUGCCCUGGUGGUGCAUGAGCAGAUCCAAUACAUGGAGGAUGGCUCGCCCUGUCUUAGACAGAUGGUAUUCGGGGUGGUGACCGCCAUUGACAUGCUUAAUUACAUCACCACGCGCGAGCGGCGGGGAAGCGCACGCGAGCGCACGCUGUCAGAGUGCUCAAUAACGUCAGAGUGCUCGCUGACCGACUAGCUGUGACCACUUCCUGUUUCCUGUGGAGAGGAGGAAGUGACCGCCCACCUGACACCCUCAAAGUAACGACAAUGAAGAAGAUGAUGUAGAAAUUUAGAAGUGGUGGGGGUUGUGGUUUAGUCUUAAAAUAAGUCAAUAUUAAUUUCCUCCCCUUUUGACUACAUUGAUUUUUUUAUUUGUCUGUGAUGAUAAUAAUUAUUCACUGUAGCUUAUACUGCGAUUGAAGCAGCUUAGCUGGUUUCAGAUACAUGAUUUUCCUCUAACUUUAAGGUAUGGAAAUUGCAUGUAACAAACAGUGUGCAACUAGACUGCCUUGCCUCUUCAUUAUUGAAAAUCUUUUACUUUUUUUAUCUACUUAAAAAUAAUAGUGUUCCUCUGACUUGUCAUUUUAUUGCAGAGGAUACUGAAACAUUAAAAUAUCCUCGCUAGACUAAUAACUCAGUACAUUUCAAUCUUUCAGUUAAAUAGUCAUCAUAUAACUACCAUUUGUAUUGCAUUGAGAUUUGUAUAUAACUGAUAUGCGAAUGUGAGCUUCAGCUUAAGACUUAAAAGCACAUUAUAGAUUUUUGUUGCUUCUUUGAUACCAGUGAAGUUACAUCGCCAUCUAGUGGCAGCUAAAGACAGGGCAUGGGCCAAAAAAUGACUAUUUGGGUUGCUCAGUGUGAAAUGGUUACCAAGAAGAAGCUUUACGUUGACAACAUUCAAAGAGAGCGGAUGUCGGUGAAGAGUACCUGUCUUUUUGUUUGAAGGCUUUGGUAAAGUAACCAAGGUCGCAGGGUAGGUCCGGUUAAGGAUAGGAGAGUUUGGCACACAACCAAACUGCAACCCAAACAGUAUGACUUGUGUUGGGUCAUUUUUUUUCUUGUAUUGAAACAAGAUGUAUUGAAUAGUUUGUUGGCUGAGCGUGCACAGUGCAGCUCUUUUAUACAGGCCUGUCUGUCUGGGACAGGUUGUUUACGCCAAGGCUUGGGUUGUUUGAACCUUGUACCAUUUGUCUGUACUUGUUGACUUCAUGUACAAUCAUUCAUGUGUAAUGUUAUGUAUGACCAUGGACCCAGAGCUGUUAUGAUCUAUUUACUUUAGCAGGGAUGUAUUUGUAUGUAUAUAUGUCUUUAGUGUUCUUCAGACGGAUGCUGCAGUAUUUGCGUGAGGUGAUGCAGUUAUGGAGGUGAUAUUUGAACUACAUUCCUGUCUCUUUAUUUCCACCUGGCUCUGGUUUCAGUUGUUCAUUUCAUAUUUCUCUUUAUUUCUCUUUUUUUUAUUCAGGUGUUUUUGUGGUGUAAGUACAGUGGGGAGAACAUGUAUUUGAUACACUGCCGAUUUUGCAGGUUUUCCUACAUACAAAGCAUGUAGAGGUCUGUAAUUUUUAUCAUAGGUACACUUCAACUGUGAGAGACGGAAUCUAAAACAAAAAUCCAGAAAAUCACAUUGUAUGAUUUUUAAGUAAUUAAUUUGCAUUUUAUUGCAUGACAUAAGUAUUUGAUCACCUACCAACCAGUAAGAAUUCCAGCUCUCACAGACGUGUUAGUUUUUCUUUAAGAAGCCCUCCUGUUCUCCUUACCUGUAUAAAAGACACCUGUCCACACACUCAAUCAAAACAGACACCAACCUCUGCACAGUGGCCAAGACCAGAGAGCUGUGUAAGGACAUCAGGGAUAAAAUGGUAGACCUGCACAAGGCUGGGAUGGGCUACAGGACAAUAGGCAAGCAGCUUGGUGAGAAGGCAACAACUGUUGGCACAAUUAUUAGAAAAUGGAAGAAGUUCAAGAUGACGGCCAAUCACCCUCGGUCUGGGGCUCCAUGCAGGCAUCAAUGAUCAUGAGGAGGGUGAGGGAUCAGCCCAGAACUACACGGCAGGACCUGGUCAAUGACCUGAAGAGAGCUGGGACCACAGUCUCAAACAAAACCAUUAGUAACACACUACGCCGUCAUGGAUUAAAAUCCUGCAGCGCACGCAAGGUCCCCCUGCUCAAGCCAGCACAUGUCCAGGCCCAUCUGAAGUGUGCCAAUGACCAUCUGGAUGAUCCAGAGGAGGAAUGGGAGAAGGUCAUGUGGUUUGAUGAGACAAAAAUAGAGCUUUUUGGUCUAAACUCCACUCGCCGUGUUUGGAGGAAGAAGAAGGGUGAGUACAACCCCAAGAACAACAUCCCAACCGUGAAGCAUGGAGGUGGAAACAUCAUUCUUUGGGGAUGCUUUUCUGCAAAGGGGACAGGACGACUGCACCGUAUUGAGGGGAGGGAUGGAUGGGGCCAUGUAUUGCAAGAUCUUGGCUCACAACCUCCUUCCCUCAGUAAGAGCAUUGAAGAUGGGUCGUGGCUGGGCCCCAUGCAAAAAAAAUGCAAAUGAAUUACUUAAAAAUCAUACAAUGUGAUUUUCUGGAUUUUUGUUUUAGAUUCCGCCUCUCACAGUUGAAGUGUACCUAUGAUAAAAAUUACAAAAAAAUACAUGCUUUCUAAGUAGGAAAACCUGCAAAAUCAGCAGUGUAUCAAAUACUUGUUCUCCCCACUGUAUGUUAUUACUUGCUUCCAAUAAAGGCUUGUUAUUUUUCUCUUGAA
This is a messenger RNA of Oncorhynchus masou masou (cherry salmon), 4655 nucleotides long. RefSeq names its product cystathionine beta-synthase-like. Bases 223 to 2100 code for a protein of 625 amino acids. The transcript is spliced from 14 exons. Lineage: Eukaryota; Metazoa; Chordata; Actinopteri; Salmoniformes; Salmonidae. Gene Ontology annotation, cellular component: cytoplasm. Gene Ontology annotation, molecular function: cystathionine beta-synthase activity. The record is from RefSeq and is a predicted model, not a curated record.